Molecule: messenger RNA, 4417 nt
Organism: Chiloscyllium plagiosum (whitespotted bambooshark)
Lineage: Eukaryota; Metazoa; Chordata; Chondrichthyes; Orectolobiformes; Hemiscylliidae
Product: cyclic nucleotide-gated channel beta-1-like
Biological process (GO): monoatomic cation transmembrane transport; retina homeostasis
Cellular component (GO): intracellular cyclic nucleotide activated cation channel complex; plasma membrane; photoreceptor outer segment
Molecular function (GO): intracellularly cGMP-activated cation channel activity; cGMP binding; intracellularly cAMP-activated cation channel activity
Source: RefSeq, a predicted model, not a curated record
AAUCUUCCCUCAGGUCCCAGAAUAGGAAUAGCACUUCACAUUACACACAGAGCUGCAACUUUAAGGAAUGGAUCACACACAGUAACUUCUCUGAUACCACAGGAUGUUUACCUGGAUAGCAAAAGUUGCCCCACAACCACCUCAGCCAGUCAAGCAUCUGGAGAUCACACCUGAAGUUAAGAGUACCUCUCAACCUGCAGAGGAACUACAAGAAGAGAAAACAGAGAACUUUACAGAAAAUACAGAACAAGCCUCCUUACCUAAAAAUGAAACAGAUAUCCCUUCUAACCCAGGAGAAACACAGGCUGAACCUGACCAGGUGUCAGUACCUAGCGCAGAAACAAGUGCUGGAGGUGGGGUCCUAGUCUGGAUUGCACAGAAUAUAAGCAGACUCAUUCCACAACAUCUUGGUAGCCCCACACUGCCAAAAGCUGCACCAGCUGAAUCUGAAAAGGAAAUAGAGACUAAGGAAGAAGAACCAAGCACAGUUCCAGCUCCAACAUUAGCUCCAGAUCCAUCACCAGCUCCAGCUCCAGCUCCAACACCAGCUCCAACACCAGCUCCAGAUCCGGCUCCAUCUCCAUCUCCAGUUCUAGAUCCAGCUCUGGUUCCGGAAAGUGUUCCAGCUCCAGAUGACCAACCACUAAAUCAGGCAACUCCUAUUGCAGAAAACCCAUCAAUCCAGGACCAACGGGAUGGAGGUCGAAGCGGUGGAAUGUUCAGGUGGUUUGUACAAGGGCUGGAAAAAGUGUUACCACAACCAGAAGGAAAAUCUAGACCAACCAAUCUCAGUGUGAUGGCAGCUGAGGUGUCCACUGCUCCCCAGGAGGAAACUGCAAAAGCACAGACAGAACAAUGCACUGCUGAAACAAUGCCUGAGCCUGUGGUUAAACCUGAACCUGAACCUGAACCUGAACCUGAGCCUGAGCCUGAGCUGAAAGUAGAAGUUGCUGUGGUACCUGAGACUCCUAAAGAGGCUACUGUCCAGCAGGCAGAACUCCCUACAGAUACUGGUUCCAUUGUCAGUGUCUUUGAAAUGCCUCAGUCAUCAGCUAAUGGCAGCAGUAUGUUUGGUUGGGUGACACAAAGCCUGGGAAAGGUGAUCCCUCAGCCUGUAGGGAGCUCUGUGCCUGUAACUGCCAAAGUGAAAAUGGAGCCAGCACCCCAAGAGUAUGAGGUCCCAGUGGAGGAGAAGGAACCACAACUGAAUGUGACUAAUGUUAAUGAGGAAGUGCCCAAAGCUGUCACCAUUAUAGAAGUUGUUCCAGCUGAUCCAACCCCAGAACCGAUAGUGAAGGAUGAGAAUCAGCCAGCAGGAGAGCCAGUCACUAAAACAAGCAAUGAGGAAGCUAAAAGUGUCUUCAGUUGGCUAGCAAAAGGUCUUGGGAAUGUUGUGCCACAGCCAGUCAUCAAAUCCCAAUUAACAAAGGAGGAUGACAGGACUAUAACUGCAUGCCAUGCAGAGGAAAUUCCAGUUUGUAUUCCAAAGGAGAUGGAGUUGGAAGAUAUUGAAUCUGACUGGGAUGAAGAGGUUCAAUACCUUGAUGCUGAAACUCAAACAAGCGAGUGUGAGGCAUUGGCACAGGUCAAAACACAAACCACAGCCACAGAUGUAACAGUGGUGAAGCAGAGUGAUGAGAUUCCAGAGGAAGAUGAAGAAAGGCAGUUGUGGAGUAUCACUGAGGAGCAGGAGAUAGAUGCAGAAAUUGUGAAAGUGUGUGAAGGAACUGAGAGCAGUGAUGAUCUACCCAGUGAAGAGGCAGAGACGGUAUGCGAAGGGACCAAGAGCAGUGAGGAUCAAUCACCAACAGAUUUGGUGCAGAUUUGUGAAGAAGCCAAGACUGAUGAUAAUCUACCAGCAGCAGUUAACCUGACUGCCAUCUGCUCAGAGGAGAGUGACCAGACUGUGCCACCAAAGCUUGAUGAAGAAGCCUCUGAAGAUCAAGUGCUGGCAACAGUUGAGAACAGCCCCUUUCAACAGGAAGAGGAGAUUUUGAAGAGUGAGUUGGAUCAAGGAGAUCCUCACACAACAUCGUGGCCCUCAGUCAACAUUGAAGAUGUAGAUUCUGAAGGUGUUACUUUAACAUCUGAGAAUGGCCAGUUGCCACCAACUAAAGUGCCCUCUUCACCAUACAAGAGUCGGACACUUACAGUGCCAGGUGUCCCCAUGUCAGCACAAAGAAGUAAGUCCUCCUAUCAUGAAAAGGUGGAUGAACCAUCCGAGGAGUUACCAGUGCAAGCUUGGAAUAGCCAGACCAACCUCCAGGUUGAUGAUAGUUUCAGAGAUAAACAGGGCUCAACAUCAAGUAUUACUAGUGCUAUUGUGAAUGAGCGCCUCCAAGAACUGGUGAGAAGCUUUAAAGAACGAACAGAACUGGUCAAGGAAAAGCUUAUUGACCCCGAUGCAUCUGAAGAUGAAGCAAGUCCAACUGCAUCACCAACCAAGAAGGCUGUGGAAGCCCCUGCUCCACCUCCUCCCCCAGAGGAAGAAAAGGAAGAGGAAGAAGAACACUACUGUGAAAUGAUGUGCUGCCGGUUUAAAACUCAACCUUGGAUCAGACGGAUUAGAGGACUGGGGUUUCCAUCCAGCGUUGAUCCCUUCAGCAAUCCAAUGUAUGUGCUGUGGUUAUCCAUUGUGGUCUUCGCCUGGAAUUGGAAUGUCUGGUUAAUCCCUGUGCGUUGUACUUUUCCUUAUCAAACACCUGACAAUGUUCACCUGUGGCUGUUGAUGGAUUAUUUCUGUGAUCUGAUUUACGUGAUAGAUAUGGCUUUUUUCCAGUCUCGUCUUCAGUUCGUUCAAGGAGGGGACAUUAUAACAGCAAUAAAGCCUAUGAGAGAAAAUUACAUGAAAACACCUAAAUUCAAGAUGGACUUAGUGUCGCUUUUGCCUCUGGACAUUUUGUACAUUAAGUUAGGUUUCAGACCUGUAUUAAGGUUCCCACGCCUCAUGAAGUACAUGACCUUUCUAGAAUUCAAUGACCGGCUGGAGGCUAUAAUGAGCAAGGCCUAUAUAUAUAGAGUUAUAAGGACCACAAUAUAUCUGUUGUACAGCCUCCAUAUAAAUGCCUGUCUAUAUUACUGGGCAUCUGACUAUGAGGGAAUUGGAGCCACAAAGUGGGUCUAUGAUGGUGAGGGGAACAGUUACAUGAGGUGCUACUACUGGGCUGUGAAGACUCUGAUUACAAUUGGAGGGCUACCGGACCCGCAGACAGUAUUUGAAAUCCUCUUUCAACUUGUCAAUUAUUUCACAGGAGUCUUUAUCUUCUCCAUUAUGAUUGGUCAGAUGAGAGAUGUGGUGGGCGCAGCCACUGCUGGACAGACCUAUUUUCGAAACUGCAUGGAUAACACUGUGAGAUAUAUGAACUCUUACAGAAUUCCUCGAUUCGUUCAGAACAGAGUGCGCAAGUGGUAUGAAUUCACUUGGGAAUCACAAGGAAUGCUGGAUGAGACAGAGCUGUUGGUGCAACUUCCUGACAAGAUGAGACUGGACAUUGCCAUUGAUGUUAACUAUAGCAUCGUCAGUAAAGUGGCACUGUUUCAGGGCUGUGACAGACAGAUGAUUUAUGACAUGCUGAAACGACUGAAGUCAGUGGUGUACCUGCCUGGAGACUACGUGUGCAAGAAGGGAGAGAUUGGGAGAGAAAUGUACAUCAUUAAAGCUGGAGAGGUCCAGGUUGUUGGUGGCCCUGAUGGAAAGACUGUGUUUGUGACUCUACGAGCAGGUUCUGUAUUUGGCGAGAUCAGUUUACUUUCGGUUGGAGGAGGGAAUCGACGGACUGCAAACGUCGUUGCUCAUGGAUUUGCAAACCUCUUCAUUCUUGACAAGAAAGACUUGAAUGACAUUCUAACCCACUAUCCAGAUUCUCAGAAACUGCUGCGAAAGAAAGCUAAGAAACUCCUCUCUAAAGAUGAUGGAAAAGAUGUAAAGCCACAACCAAAAGGAAUACAGCAUAUCAUCCCUCCAAGACCAGAGACUCCCAAAUUAUUCUUGGCAGCCCUCUCAAUAACCGACAAAUUUGGAAUCAAGGGAACAUUCUCGCUUAUUAAACAGAAACUCAGGGAAUCUGCCAAAAUGAAGCCUCAUCCGAUGCCUCCUGCCUCCCCUGUCCAUCGCCGAUCACCUGUUCCAGUAGAAAAGGUGGAGGAUGAUUAUGAUGAUGAAGUUGUUUCUGAAUCUUCGGAUUACUCUGUGCUGAUCAGAAUGAGCCCCUCACACCACAAGGAUAAGGAACAAAUCUUAUCUGUAGAAGUUCCAGCUGAAGAAGAAGAGGAUUCUGAAAAAUGAUACUGCUUUGGAUUUGUGUAUUGUGCUGUUAACAGUACCAGUUUAAAACUAGGCCUGAGAUGCAUUUACUAAUAGUUAAGCUCACAGUGCCACCAAUGCAUUCGGAAUAAAGAUAGACUCGCAAUGAUAAAA